ACCAACCUGCUCAGUUCAAUUUGAAUUGGGGUUCAACUUGAAGCGGGAGCAGUUUGAGCAAUUCAGUGAAGAGGGUUGAGCUGGUUACUGGGCCCCGGACAGCAUAAGGCAAGUCAAGACUCGGGUCGGCUUCCACUUGGACGACAACAUGAGCUAAACUUCAGGAAAUAGUUUAUCCUGGUGCUGCAUAAGCCAAGUAUCAUUCCAGAGAUGUAAAAACUCCCCACUCGGAGAAAAUAAUGGAAACAUAUUUCACUAUGAGACCAAUCAGUAACCAAUUGACAUAGGUUUAAGGAUAGUUGGUCGGGAUAUUGCAUUAUGGUUCCUACUCCUAGAACAAACAAAAUUCAAGUAGUAGCUGGCACUCCAUGCAAGAACCUCCAAAUAGAAGUAAAAAUGCAGUCUCAGCAACUCCUUGCGAACAGAAUGGAAAACAUGGACACUCCUAAUCUCAAAGGCAGGACAGCUUUUAUUCCACGGCAGCGAUUGGUGACUCCCCUGAUUUCAAACACGUUGAAUCAUCUGAUCUCUAGUGUUGAAAACAGCCAGAGGAAGUCAGAAAAACCAAUCAGCCCAAAUCUUGAGAUGCUUAGAAUGACACCAGGUCUUCAACAGAAACAAAAGAUUUUACAGGAAAAACAUCUGAAGGCAAAAUCCUCAUUGGACAAGAUUCCUGUAGGAGGUGGUGUCAGCCUAUGGCCAGACAUGGAUGAUAUGCGACUUACUAAAAGAGAAGUACUUGUUCUCACUAUAUCAUCUUUGCUCCUAAUUUUUGCUGUCGUCACCUUGUUUGAAUACUUGCAUGGCCCAUUACUGUUACACUUAAAUUACUACAGUGGGAGAGUCAGGACAUUCCAUGGGCAACACCCUAUUGCAAGGAGCUCAGAAGUAGCACUCAACCAAUCGCUCAUAAGGUGGCACAAGGAUUUCUGGAAACUACUGGAUAACAUUCAACAACAGUUUGAAGUGCCCUUUUGUUGUGUGCAUGCAACCUUCAUCCUCUAUAUCAUGUUUUACGUUGCUGGAAUAACAGUGCUGCUUUACUACUUAGUGGAUAACAUGAUUCAGAAAAGUCGACUCACUCCAAAGAGAAUAAAGACCUGGUUGACUCUGCUGGUGGUUACUGCAUCCUGGACAUUUCUUAUGAUAAAGCUGCUGGUUGCUGCACACCAUCUUGAAUGUGAAAUUGAAGGAACAGUGUACACUUUGAUAGAAGAACUGGCUGACCUAGCAGUAACUGGUCAUGAUCUUCGCUGCUACCAUGACAUUGUUACCUAUUGGCAAUUUCGAUGCCUUCCUCCAACAACUCGUGGAAUAUUGAAAAUCUUUGGAAUAAUUAAAGUCCAUGAUAUUUCCUUUUACUUCCAUUACUAUAGCUUGCCAGUGAUUACUGCAUUGUGCACACCAAUUAUUAAACUACUACUUGCAUUGAAGACCAUCUACAGCAGGCCACGAGUCUGCUAAACAGACUGUUGUAAUUUUAACUUCCUUCCAAAAUCAGAUUAUGCAUCUGUGCAGUGAUUCAAGGUUCAUGCUAUGUCACUUUUUUAAGAAUAUAUGUAAUUAUUUGAUCAAAUUUGUAUUCUGAUUUAUUGUGUAUCUUUUGUUUUGCCAACGAUAUUUAUUGUAAUAUUGAUGUCAAAGUUUUACUAAUUCCACAACCAAAAUUUCAAAUACUAUUUACACUCUAGCUAGUCUGCAUAGCUGCUUGUUUAAAAUUAAUGUGACACUUUUUGAUUCUAGACUAGCAUUUUGAUAUGUGUAUUGCUGAAAACAGAUUUGUUGCUAAAGCUUUUCACUGAUGAAUAACUGAGUGGAAAGUGAAAAUCUUUGCCAAUCUAUAUUUUUCAGCAAUAUUAAAGUUCUGUACUCCCAAGCAAUUUUGGCUUGUAUUUACAGCAUAUUUGUUCAAAGAUCUAUGAAUGCUACUUCAAAGAGGAUUGGAACUUUGGACUGAUUUUAGCUAUAAAUAAUUUUUGCAUUGCAAAUUGUAUAAGAAGAGAAUAGACAAUAGGUCACUCAGCCCCUUGAACCUGCCUGUCCAUUCUGGUGAAUGAUGGCUGAUCUGUAUCCUUGCCUUAAUUUUGCUCCAUUAUGAAUUGUGUUCUUCAACUUGAUGUGUAAAAAACAAAGCAGUUUGAUAAUAUCAUGGCUAAUUCUUCUUGUUCUGAAAUUCGAGAUGAUCUUGCUUUAGUUGCUCAAGAUAAAUGAAUUUGUGCUGCCUGGUAUGAUCCUGCUGUAGGAGAGUUUGCACAUUCCAGAAAAAUGUCAUUGUUAUCUUUUUCCGCGCCCCACCCCCCAACUGUGACAAAUGUUUACUUGACUACCCAUGAAAUCUGAUGAACAGGAAGCACAUGGAUUUUUAAAAAAUAUAACAUUAGCAAACCUCAAAGUAUUGGUGUGUUGGUUAAAUCGAGAAUGUGCUGUUUUGUUCAUUUUGAUGAUAUACUUACAAAUAUGACAGCUUUGACGGUAAUACUUAAAUAGCAAUGGUUAAGAAAUGUAGUAUCAUGUCUACAUCAUGCACGCAAGGCCAUACAGACAAGGAAGGUCAAAGGUUCCAAUUCCGGAAUUGUGCUCAGUUAACUGAUCUUCACUACAAUUAGGCUGAGGAACCUUGGUGGAGGAGCAGACAAAUCAGGUACAGUUUCCAGUCGAGAUUGCUAAUCAAUGAUUCUCUAUCGUCGUUGUGUGAACAUUAGUGCAGAAAAGAUUGAUUCAUUUAGGAAGUUAGAUUUUGAAUGGCAUGCUGAAGAUUGGCAAACAUUUAGUAGCAGCUAUAAUAAGACAGUAAUGAGAAUUCUGAAUAUUUUGUUUCUAAUGUAUAUAAAAUUGUGAUGGUGAAUAUGGAAAAAGCUCACUAUGCAAACACAUUGACACAUCUUCAGUCACUUGUCCUACUAUAAUAUGAAAUAUUCUGUUAAUCAUUUUAAAUACCCUUAUACUUCCAACUUCAAGCUUUCAAUUAAAUCUGAGAGCACAUAAUAACAGAUGGAAAAUUUAAAGUACAACCUAUCUAAUGAUUUGAGUCAAGUCACUUUAUGAAAAGCAGGACAAACUAGGUCUAGUCACUUUAUGAAAAGCAGGACAAACUAGGUCUACUCUAUAUCUCUAUUGCCUUUUCUAAUCUUGCUGCCUUUUUAAAAAAAAAAAUCUAUAUUAUUCAUUUGAUAUAAAAGCAUUGCACUUAUGCAAUCCAGCUCUUUUUCUCUUGCCAUCUUAUUCCUAACAUUAUUUAGAGUUACUAGAUUUUCCAAUGAAGGAAAAAGGACUGACUUCCUUUCUAUAUGGUUUCUACAUAUCUAUUAUGGCUUCUAGUUUGGUCCUGUACCUCUCAUCCUUGAAGGGCACUAAUUGCCAUAGGUGAUGUAUCUCAUGUAGCAGUGGACUUGGAGUGUGUAGAGCUGCCCUUCUCUACUGCUCUCUGGGGGAGGAACAGGACUAUGGGAAAGUGUAACCAUAAACUGGAUGUAUGGAUUCAGAGUCCCUCAGCAUUGUGUACAUCCAAAUGCAGUUUUCUCUUAGCCCUUGUCCAGCCAUUUGGUCUCAAAUCUAGCUGCUACUAGGUCUUUGAGGGCAGGGUACCCCUUGUCACCAAUGACAUGGGGAAUAAACCUUUGGAGAACCAGCUGUUGUGGAGAGUGUAAGCAUUGUGACAGACCAGGAUGGCAGAAUAAAACCUAUUGCAACUGCUGCCUGGGGCUACAAACAAGUUGGAUAGUUUGGGAGCAAACAUUCUCCCUGUUCAGGAAUUUGGAUAGAUAAAAGGCCAUGAAUGUGUAGAAUUCUUGACUGCAGAGGGCUAUAGAGUCUGGGUUGUUAAUUCUAUUCAAGGUUAAGGCAAACAUAGAGUAGACUUGCAAGGGCUGAAUGCCUUAUUUCUAUUCCUAUAUCUUAGAGCUUUAUAAUGCCAGGGAGUUCAGUGCUACAUGACUGCAGUUGAUGGCAUAUUGUACCUUAGAGACCCUAAGACAUAGGAGCAUAAGUUGGUCAAUGCAGUCUGCUCUGCCAUUCAGUUAUAGCAUUGCUGACCAGAUAACCAUCACCUACGCUUUCUUGACUUUUUCCCAAACACUUUGAUUUCUAGUCAGAUUGGGAAUAUUGUCCCAGUUUCAACAGCAUCUUUUAGGUAAAGUAUUCCACAGAAGAUUCAACACCCUCAGAAAUGGAGUUUAAUUCAGAUAAAUGUGAGGUGCUGCAUUUUGGGAAAGCAAAUCUUAGCAGGACUUAUAUACUU
Chiloscyllium plagiosum (whitespotted bambooshark) is the source of this 4237-nucleotide messenger RNA. RefSeq lists its product as uncharacterized. Lineage: Eukaryota; Metazoa; Chordata; Chondrichthyes; Orectolobiformes; Hemiscylliidae. The record is from RefSeq and is a predicted model, not a curated record.